This is a messenger RNA of Symbiodinium pilosum, 460 nucleotides long. The record is from the annotation of a GenBank genome assembly. NCBI's taxonomy places the organism in Eukaryota, Dinophyceae, Suessiales, Symbiodiniaceae.
GUAUGGAGGCCACAAGACCCGAGAUCAUCCGCGGCAUCCCGAUGCAUCGCGCCUUGCAAGGCUGUGGCGGAGCUCUCCGAGGUUGGAAGCUCGCGCGUUUGUACCGACACGGCCGGAUGACUGUCCGCAUCGACGAGUUUUGGUCCCACAGCUGGCACACCAACGCUUGGAUUAAAUUCUGCACCAUGUGGUUUGUGAAUCGAAGCACAGUGGCAACCCUGUGUGGCAUGCUGGGUGCCUGUGUAGGCCUGAUGCUGCGUCUUUGCGAUAUUCUGCCUAGAUUUCAGGAGAGUCCUGGCUGGUUUGUAUCGCAAUGGUCUGUCGUCUUCGGCUGUGCGGGCCACUAUUUAGCCUUGCUCCUCUGGAGGCCGCAGCGGUUAGUCUUCCUGGAUGUCGCAUGCAUUGAUCAGGACAACGAACUUUUGAAGGGUGAGGCAUUGAUAAGCAUGGGCGCCAUCCU